AUGAAGGCAACAAGCUUAUUAAUUUUGGUGGGAUUUAUGACAGAGUUUCAAAUCUUCUCAAGAGCCUCCUCUCCAGUCAACUGUGAGUGGGACUCCUAUGGCCCUUGGUCAGAAUGUAAUGGCUGUACCAAGACUCAGACUCGAAGGCGUUCGAUUGCUGUUUAUGGGCAAUAUGGAGGCCAUCGGUGUGUGGGGAGUGCUUUUGAAACACAAUCCUGCAACCCUGAACGAGGCUGUCCAACGGAAGAGGGCUGUGGGGACCGGUUUAGGUGUUUUUCAGGUCAGUGCAUCAGCAAAUCGUUGGUUUGCAAUGGGGAUUCUGACUGUGAGGAAGAUGGUGCUGAUGAAGACAGAUGUGAGGAUGCUGAAAGCAGACCUUCCUGUGACACUGUUAAACCCCCUCCCAACAUAGAACUUACCGGCAAUGGUUACAAUGCACUUACUGGCCAGUUUAGGAACAGAGUCAUCAACACCAAAAGUUUCGGUGGUCAGUGCAGGAAAGUGUUCAGCGGGGACGGAAAAGAUUUCUACAGACUGAGUGGAAAUAUCCUCUCUUAUACCUUUCAGGUCAAAAUAGAUAAUGAUUUUAACUAUGAAUUUUACAACAGCAGUUGGUCUUACGUAAAGCAUACAUCCACAGACUAUACAUCAUCUAGUUCAAACAGGUUCUUAUUUUUCUCCUCCUCAUCAAAUCGACACAGUCAGAGUUCAAGUACCAAGGAAAUCUACAUGAAAAAGAGUUAUAAACUGUUGGUUGUUCAGAACACGGUUGAAGUGGCCCAGUUUAUUAAUAAUAAUCCUGAAUUUUUACAACUUGCGGAGCCAUUCUGGAGGGAACUCUCCCACCUUCCCACUCUGUAUGACUAUAGUGCCUAUCGACGGUUAAUUGACCAGUAUGGGACACAUUACCUGCAGUCCGGGUCCUUAGGAGGAGAAUAUAGAGUUCUAUUUUAUGUGGAUUCAGGAGAUGUCAAACACAGGGGAUUUGGAUCUGUCCAGGAGAAGGCAUGUUCCUCUUCAGACUUUAAGUUUAUUUUUGUAUCAUCAGCAAAUCAGAGAUGUAAGGAACUGGAAAACAUUUUCAAGUCAAAUUCAGGAAACCAGGGCAGGGUGCUUCGAGGAGAGCCAUUUGUCAGAGGGGGAGGCCCUGGCUUUGUAGCUGACCUUAGUUUCCUGGACCUGGAUAAUCCUGCUGGAAACAGACAGCGGUACUCCUCCUGGGCCAGCUCUGUAACCAAUUUUCCCCAAGUCAUAAAACAAAGGCUGACACCAUUGUACGAGCUGGUCAAGGAAGUGCCCUGUGCCUCUGUGAAAAGACUGUAUCUGAAGCGGGCUCUUGAGGAGUACUUGGAUGAAUUUGACCCCUGCCAUUGCCGGCCUUGCCAGAAUGGUGGCAUCGCUCGUGUUGUGGGGACACAGUGCCAGUGUCACUGCAAACCAUACACAUAUGGUAUGGCGUGUGAGCAAGGAGUCCUUGUCGGCGAUCAAGCAGGAGGGGUUGAUGGAGGCUGGAGCUGUUGGUCCUCCUGGAGCCCCUGUGUUCAAGGGAAGAAAUCAAGGAGCCGAGAAUGCAAUAAUCCCCCUCCCAGAGCGGGUGGAAAGGCCUGUAUUGGAGAAACGACUGAAAGCAGGCAGUGCGAAGACCAGGACUUGGAGAACUUGCGAUUACUUGAGCCACAUUGCUUUCAUUUGUCUUUGGUUCCAAAAGGAUUCUGCCCAUCACCCCCUGCCUUAAAAGAUGGAUUUGUUCAAAGUGAAGGUACCGUGUUUCCUAUUGGGAAAAACAUAGUAUAUGCUUGCAACGAAGGGUAUUCUCUUGUCGGAGAUCCUAUUGCCAGAUGUGGAGAAGACUUACAGUGGCUUGUUGGGGAAAUGCACUGUCAAAAAAUUGCCUGUUUUCUACCUGGAGGGAUGAACGGCAUGCGGAGUGACCCCCAGAAACCCUUCUACAUGGUUGGUGAGAAGGUGACCCUUUCCUGUGCAGGUGCUAUGUCCUUAGAAGGUCCUUCCACCUUCCUCUGUGGCUCCAGCCUUAAGUGGAGUCCUGAGCUGAAGAGUGCCCAGUGUGUGGAAAAAGGUGACACUCUAACACCAGCAGCUCCUUCAUGUCAGCCCUGGGAGAAACUGCAGAACUCAAAAUGCGUCUGCAAAAUGCCCUAUGAGUGCGGAUCCUCCUUGGAUGUAUGUGCUCGAGAUGAGAGAAGCAGCAGGAUACUGCCUCUGACCAUCUGCAAGAUGCAUGUUCUCCAGUGUCAGGGAAGAAAUUAUGCUCUCGUUGGCAAGAACAGCUGUACUCUGCCUGCCUCGGCUGAGAAAGCGUGUGGCGCAUGCCCGAUAUGGAGCAAAUGUGAUGCUCAGAACAGCAAAUGUGUCUGCAGAGAAGCGGCCGAGUGCCAGAAAGCAGGGUACAGAAUCUGCGUGGAAGUGAAUGGCAAAGAGGAGACAAUGUCCGAGUGCGAGGCUGGCAUCUUAAGGUGCAGAGGGCAGAGCAUCUCCAUCACAGCCAUUAAGCCCUGUGCCCAAGAAGUCCAGUAGGACCUGGAGGCGGUGGGGCUUCGUCCUCUUCAUCAGAGGCUAACGGGCAAUGGAUACUGGGUUAAAACAUCUAUAACUGGUCCUUAGACCACUUUCCUAGCAGGAAGGCACGAUCCUUUCUGCUUUCUCAUCAAUAUUUACUUCUCCCUUCUGUGUUCAGCCACCUGUGCAAACAACCCUUUUGUUUUCUCAAAUCCCAGUCCAGAUUUCCUUCCUUUAAAAGGGGCAGGACGAAGAACCCUCAUGAACCAUGGCAUGCUGAGCUAUUUGUGAGGUUUUUGGAAAAAUGCAUUGGGCUUUACCUUUUUUUUUGUCUGUAAACUUACAGGAUGAGACUAGAGACACAUGUUAUCCAUUCAUUCACCCCUAUGAUUCUGUUGAAUAUGAUUGACCCAGUCCAUGGGUCUGUGUUGAUUAGGAAAACAGAAAGAACAUAAUUUCCUGAUUAGGGAGCUUGAUGUUCCUCAGUGAAAUCAAACGCACACACAUGCACACACAUUGGGAGAAACAGACAGAUGUAAUUAUUUUCAUCUCGAGGGGUAAUGUCACGCUUCGCCCUACUCAGCCAUCCCCACGUGUAGGAUCUUUCUUCCUGUCAGAAGAUCAAACUACUUAAAUGUCAGAGCAGAAUUCAUCAUGCUAUGGUCACAGGGCACCGUCUGCCUUCUUGUCUGAGAACAAAUAUAAUUCAGUCUCUUGAGGGCUUUGUUCAGUGUCUGUCAAAUAUAAACCUGAAGAUCACUCUGCUUUUGAGAGAAGCGUCAGUUUAUGCUAGAGCUAUUGAGAGAUGCAUAUUUGAGAAGAAUCUUCCCUAAUGUGGUCACACCCUUAGAUUUUUUUUUUCCAGAAGCACACAAUUUGAGACAUUGGAAUUUGCUUUAUUUCUUAUUCAUCUUUCAUUAAACAUAACAAUAGCAAGAAAUCCAGCUGUGGAAGGUGAAGUGUGUGGGCUGAAAUAGAGCUUAAAGUAUGAACAAACACUCUCUCUGUUUUUUUCCCCCUGAGGCUGUUAGAUAUAUUUCAAACAAACUUUAAGUUGCUAAGGAGUAGAAAGUGCAUUCCAGAUCCUAUUUUCUUUUAGAUGUUUUUGAAGUGUAGAGUGCCGGAUAUCACUACUCUAGAUUUAGCUUUCCAUAACAAUUUCCUUUGCGGUUUGAUGCAGAUGUAAUAUAUGGAAGUUGCACAGUUGUGGGUUUCAUUUACUGAAUACACUCAUGCUUAAGCAUAUUAACUGUACAUAUUAACUGAUUUAGAGGAUACUAUGGAUUCGACAUCUUCCCUGGGCAUAGGUAUUGAUUUGAAAAUGACAGGAUUGGCUGUAGACCCCCAUUGGAGGAAGCAGGUAAGGAAUCACGUAGGAGAACUGAUCUUAACAUUCUUCAGUUCUUUCUAUUAUUUACUUGUUUGGCCUGGAGUUAAAUUCCCACUCCUUGUGAGCGCUUCUAAUUUGAAAAUCCAAUUUCUUCAAUAUUUUUGAAAUUUAAAACUGAUGGAUGACGUGACAAAGCUUCCACGAGUUAAGAAUUCUCCACCUCUGAUCUCAUCGCAACAGGGCACAAUCCAAGGCAUGUAAAUUGACUUCCAGGUUUAUGUGACAUAUAAAUGAAUUCGGUCUCUAGAUUUGGAUCCCAUUCUCCUAAAUAUCUCACCACGCAUGUGCAGAUAUUCUAAAGUCUAAAAAUAUCUGAUAUUGCAAACUCUUCUGGUCAAAACAUUUUGGAUGAGCCUUUUAACAGCCAAGGUAUUUGAGACAGAGGUUUCAACAGCAUUCCUGGAGGAGACACAAAGGACAGAUGAGUCACAUGAAGGAUGGGAGGAGGGAAGGUGGCUGUUGAUAGGUAUUUUGAGACACUCUAUUUGUGUCCUACACAACACUCCUCCCUCCCCCCAAACCAUUUUUCUGUCUAUUGACCUUUCCUCUAGUCAUACAGGGACAUUCACAGUUACCUACAAAGAACCAGAAUUGUUGUAACAAGUCAAGAGGAAACUUAUUUUUGAUAAUGACUCAUUGAAGAUGUUUGGAAAAUUUAAAAAUAAGCUCUGUAAGCAGAAGUCCGUGAGAAAAGCAAGAAGGAAUUGUUUGUUUAUUAAGUAAAUAAAAGGCAAAGAGAACAAA
Messenger RNA from Rattus rattus (black rat), 4651 nucleotides. RefSeq names its product complement C7 (gene C7). NCBI's taxonomy places the organism in Eukaryota, Metazoa, Chordata, Mammalia, Rodentia, Muridae. The coding region runs from base 1 to 2535 and encodes 844 amino acids. Gene Ontology annotation, molecular function: protein binding. The record is from RefSeq and is a predicted model, not a curated record. Gene Ontology annotation, biological process: immune response. The transcript has 18 exons. Gene Ontology annotation, cellular component: membrane attack complex.